UUCUAACCUAGCUACUUUGAAAAAGCGACGGUAUAGCCAACUCGAAAUAUUCAUUGAAAGUAGACAGAUCAAGACGGUCGCAAUCAAUAACAAGGUUACAAUAGAGCAUGAUGGAGAUGGACAGGAACGAUAUAACCCGAAAGAAAGAGUCGCCAUUCCUACUAAAGCUAUUCUACCGCACUGGAGCUUUUCAUAGACCAGAUGAGUUUUCACACCACACACUACCGCCACACAUCGACAUACACACAUGGCCGACGGCCACCCUCGCCGAGCUCUCCUAUCACAUUGCCAACCACAGCCACGAAAGGCAGAGCCUCCUCCCCGAACCAGCCGUCGGCACGCGCAUCGCGUUCCGGCUCGUAUAUCGCGAUCCAAAUAGCCGGACGCCACACCAGUUCGUCGUCAAGGACCUCGGCAGCCUGGUGCUAGGCGGCGAAGACGUGAGUGAUUUACACGAUGCAGAUGACGAGAAUAUCGACCAUGAUCUAGCAUUACCAGAAUCGCCCGACUCACACAAGACGCUGAGCGACGCCAAGUUCAUCGUCGGAGACUACCUGAGCUGUGCGAUACUGCCACCUCUGGAGGACGGUUCUGUCGCGCCUGCGGACAGCGCCCGGUCGGGUCGGGGCAGCGGCGUCGGCGAGGCGAGGUGGGAUGAUGAUCCCGUGCCGCCAAGGGGCAGCAGAGGUUACGGUAUGCAGAACCCGCGCGGCGGUGGAGGUGGCGAUAGGUACGGUGGCGUCGGAUGGUCGGGCAGAGGAGGUAGGUCUAGAGGAGGUCCCGGUGGCGGCGGGUUAAUUCCCAUGGGCGAGUGGCGGCGCGGUGAGAAGCUUCCAGAGGUACCUAGUGCUGCGAGGAGUCGGGGUGGAUGGUCGAGGGAUCGCGGGAGAUACCCCUGAGACUUGGUUGUUUAGUAUUCAGUCAUAGUUGUGGUUGCGACUGUUUCUGGUUUGCCUUAUUAAUGAUACC
Molecule: messenger RNA, 969 nt
Organism: Pyricularia grisea
Lineage: Eukaryota; Fungi; Ascomycota; Sordariomycetes; Magnaporthales; Pyriculariaceae
Exons: 2
Coding region: 108-899 (263 amino acids)
Biological process (GO): negative regulation of DNA-templated transcription
Cellular component (GO): nucleus
Molecular function (GO): transcription corepressor activity; transcription factor binding
Source: RefSeq, a predicted model, not a curated record